CACCGCUUCUCUCUUUCUCUCUCACUCGGCCUUAGCUAGAGAGCCUUUUCCUUCUCUUACGUGGCUUGCCGGGAUUGCCUCCCUCUUCUUUCUUUUCUCUCUCUCUCUCUCUUCAACUCCUUCCUCCUCAACUCUCUCCGUCGUUCUCCUUUAGUUUAUUUGUUUUGGGGGUCCCCGAAGUCCCCAAGGCUCAGCUGCUGACAGCCCACCUUUCUCAUUUCCACCCUUCCCCUCCUCAAAAACAAAAAGGGCAAUUGAUCUCCCACAAUGUCAUUCAUAUUUGAAUGGAUCUACAAUGGCUUCAGCAGUGUUCUGCAGUUUCUAGGAUUAUACAAGAAGUCCGGAAAGUUAGUUUUCUUGGGUUUGGAUAAUGCAGGCAAAACCACUCUUCUGCACAUGCUUAAGGACGACAGGUUGGGUCAACAUGUGCCUACCCUGCAUCCAACAUCAGAAGAACUGACAAUUGCAGGAAUGACUUUCACAACUUUUGAUCUCGGUGGCCAUGAACAAGCUCGGCGUGUUUGGAAGAAUUAUCUACCAGCGAUUAAUGGGAUUGUCUUUUUAGUGGACUGCGCAGAUCAUGCACGUCUUUUGGAGUCCAAAGUGGAGCUUAAUGCACUAAUGACUGAUGAAACAAUAUCAAAUGUGCCAAUUCUUAUCUUGGGUAACAAAAUUGACAGACCAGAAGCUAUCAGUGAGGAAAAGCUGCGAGAGAUUUUUGGGCUUUACGGGCAGACCACAGGAAAGGGGAAUGUGCCACAGAAGGACUUGAACACACGUCCCAUGGAAGUGUUCAUGUGCAGUGUACUGAAGAGGCAAGGCUACGGUGAAGGUUUUCGUUGGCUAUCGCAGUAUAUUGACUGAUACUUGGAGAGAAAUCUACUCCUGGACUGAUCCUGUUCACAGCUUCCUUAUGGACUUUUCUAUUAGAACAUGGAAGGCUCUCCAACCGCAUACUGGCAAUGACCGAGAGACUCCUGUCUUCACUUACCCAAUAUCACAGUGGUGACACAAUUCUUUUCCCUUUGUCUGGGAGAUAACAUUCUACACACUGGUGCAGGUUGUUGUCACUUCCAGUUGCCAUUGUUUCCCAUGGAAACCAUGGCUUUCAGUUACAAUGGGGCUGGUGAGUUGGAACGCAAAACUGCACACAGCGCUCUGAAUGGCUGGAAAAGAGAACCUGUCUCACCACUGUGGCCAAUUGACUUUGGAAAAAGCAAUUCUAUUUUUUAAAGAAAGUGUUUAAUGUAAACGGUGUCCCUUUAGAUUUCUUAAGUUAGCAUUCAUCUUGUUUGGGCCAGAAUUCGAUAGGGUUUUUAUUAAUCUAUUUAAAUGUUAUUUAGAUAGAGAGAUCCCAAAUUACUGAACCAGCUAUCAUGAUAUUAAUAAUCCUUAGUGAACAGAAAGAUGGGCUCAGUUGCCCUGUAAGAUGGUUGUGCUGUCACACUGUUUGAUCAUGAAGAUGGUGCUAUUGGGACUGACUUGUGCAAUGAUUUGUUUUCUUUAAUUUACAGGGGUUUUAGUUGGGGAGGGAAAUGGAACGCACAUGCAGACACACUUGUUCUAGCUUUCCAUGUCAUUAUGCACAGGAGUCUGAAAUGCGGUUAAUCACCUUAGCCCACCUCUCAAAGUUACCACCACUUCCUUUGUCGGCAGUCUUCUUAUCCCCCUUCUCUGCAGCAGCAGUGGAACAGUUGUCUCAGGCUUGUGAUAUGGUUUGUUCUACAUUGCAGGCAACUGCUGGGAAAAAAAUGCAGUAGAAAUCAUGAGUUUAUUUUGUUGGGUUAUUGUAGCAUUAAAUUUUUCCACCAAAUGCAUAUCAUAAUGCUGUUAAUGUAAACUAACCCUGUUUCUUUUAUAUUCAACAGAGCUUGUGUUUGAAAUUUCA
Molecule: messenger RNA, 1888 nt
Organism: Podarcis raffonei (Aeolian wall lizard)
Lineage: Eukaryota; Metazoa; Chordata; Lepidosauria; Squamata; Lacertidae
Gene: SAR1A
Product: secretion associated Ras related GTPase 1A
Exons: 7
Coding region: 268-864 (198 amino acids)
Biological process (GO): intracellular protein transport; vesicle organization; membrane organization
Cellular component (GO): endoplasmic reticulum exit site; COPII vesicle coat
Molecular function (GO): GTP binding; GTPase activity
Source: RefSeq, a predicted model, not a curated record